Candoia aspera is the source of this 4132-nucleotide messenger RNA. It is a transcript of the gene GULP1, whose product is annotated as GULP PTB domain containing engulfment adaptor 1. The transcript has 12 exons. The record is from RefSeq and is a predicted model, not a curated record. The coding region runs from base 154 to 1290 and encodes 378 amino acids. NCBI's taxonomy places the organism in Eukaryota, Metazoa, Chordata, Lepidosauria, Squamata, Candoiidae.
UCAUCAUUAACUGAAAAAUAGGAAACAAUUGCAUGAAGUCAAAUAUGUGGACAAAAAAGUGAUUUAUCCUGAAAACAAACAACUAUUUUGAUCCUUGGUAUAAAUCUGAGCUUAUCACGUUUAAAUCACAUGCACAGUGGAUGAUUUCUCAUCAUGAAUCGUGCUUUUAGCAGAAAAAAAGAUAAAACGUGGAUGCAUACCCCUGAGGCUUUAUCAAAGCACUAUAUUCCCUACAAUGCAAAGUUUCUUGGCAGUACAGAAGUGGAGCAGCCCAAAGGUACAGAGGUUGUCAGAGAUGCUGUGAGAAAACUUAAGUUUGCAAGACAUAUUAAGAAAUCUGAAGGCCAAAAAACACCAAAAGUUGAGUUACAAAUUUCAAUAUAUGGAGUAAAGAUUCUAGAUCCAAAAACAAAGGAAGUCCAGCACAACUGCCAGCUUCACAGGAUAUCAUUUUGUGCUGAUGACAAAACUGACAAAAGAAUAUUCACGUUCAUAUGCAAAGAUUCUGAAUCAAAUAAACACUUGUGUUAUGUCUUUGAUAGUGAAAAAUGUGCAGAAGAGAUAACUUUAACUAUUGGCCAAGCAUUUGACCUUGCUUACAGAAAAUUUCUAGAAUCAGGAGGAAAGGACGUUGAAACACGAAAACAGAUUGCUGGAUUACAGAAAAGAAUUAAUGAAUUAGAAACAGAAAAUCAGGAGCUAAAAAACAAGGUACAAGAUUUGGAGAACCAGUUAAGAAUAACCCAAGUCCACACAUUGCCACUGCUGCACAUACAGUCUGAUUAUGAACGCCACUUGUUUCAAAGACCUUCUACCCUUUUCUGGUAUAACAGUGACGAUUCUCCUUGCUUAGAUAUUUCUUCCAUUACGCUCACUCCUGUGAGUUCUCCUGACUCCAGACAGUCAUCUCAACUAUUUACACUACCACCUUCCAAAAAUGGUCUUCCAAAGCCAGCCCAUGAACACAGCAUCCCAAGACCUCAUGCAGGCAGUGUGACCCCAAAAUCUCCUUCCACCGACAUCUUCGAUAUGGUUCCGUUUUCUCCCAUAUCCCCUAAGCCAUCAACUCCUACACGCAAUGGCACACAGCCCCCACCAGUGCCCAGCAGAUCUGCAGAAAUCAAGAGAGACCUUUUUGGAGCAGAGCCUUUUGACCCAUUUAGUUGUGGAGCAGGAGAGUUCCCUCCAGAUAUUCAGUCCAAACUGGAUGAGAUGCAGGAGGGGUUCAAAAUGGGACUGACUUUGGAAGGCACAGUGUUUUGCCUUGAUCCUCUAGACAGCAAGUGCUGAUGCCAGGAAUAGACAUUUUAAAAAUAUAUUAUCUUUCUUUAUUUCUUUUUACAAAAAUUUAAAAUGUAUUACAAAUAUUAUUGAUGUGCCAAAAAUGUUUUCAACAUGUUAUCUUCUGUGAGAUUUGCUUCUUUAAAACUCCAGAUAAGUUGCAGUAUUAUUCCUGUAAAAUGAAAAUUUACUCGUGUGUAGAAAGCCAAAAUGAAAUCACACUGCUGUUUGUUUUUUGUCUUCCGUAUUUUGCAAGCCAUUCUUUAUAUCUUUUGGCAAGUGACUUGCACAGCAUGGCAAUCCAUCAUAACCUGUGAAAAGUCUUUUUAAACUUUCUUGCAUACCACUUUCUGAUAGCAAACAAGCCUUUGGAAUUAUGAUUGAAAAGAACAACUUUUAAAAUAAAAUCCCCUCAAUUGGUUUCUAAAUUCCAGACAAAUGUGUCAAUAUUUACACACUCCUGUAAAAAAUUACAGUGAGACUGAAAACCAUAGUGUAUUCUGCACUUAUAUAGCAUAGCAUCCUAAUAAAUUAUUAUUAAGGGCCACAAAUCAAGCUAGAUUUCUAAUAAACUGCAGGGCCCCCAAUUCAGGUUAAUUUUGUGAGUACGCAGCAUUUCUGACUUAGAAGUAUAUGUUAAAGGCAACCUCUGUGCUCUUCAGACGCAUUGUGUUUAAGAUGUGUCUACUAAAUGGAAUGACUAUUAUCUAGAUUAAUAUUUUUACAACUGCAAUAUUUAAUCUGAAACUAUGCCAAAUAUUAAUAUACCAGUUAUUUUCGAUUAUUUUGUAAUUUAAAAAGCAGUCCCUAAAGACUUAUAAACCUUUGAUUAGAUUUUUCACAUUCCAGAGGGUACUUGGAAAUUUAUACGCAAGAACUGCAUUUUUCAGUAUCAAUCAUAUAACAAAUAAUUAACUAUUUUGAAAACUCCCCCCACCCCCGUGUACAUAGGAACAUGCCCAAUGCUCUGCAGUAUUUUUAGAAUUGGGGGUCCAACAUGGUAUUUCUCAACAAAGCUUAUUUGAAAAUCCUUUUGAGUUCAGUGAAAGUUAAUUAAAAGUGUGCAUGCUUAGGGCACUGCUUGUGGUGCAUGUUAAAUUGCUGUGUAAAUGGCACAUCUCACUCUAAUUGCAAGGAUUCAGUUACAUUAGUGAUGGCUUUCAGAAACUAAACCCAUACAUAUCUUGAAAUCACACCUCCUAAGAAUUUAGAAAGUCUCUUUUUAGGAUGUUAACUGCCUGGAAAUUGGCCUGAGGCCAUUCAUGGAAUUGUAUUAUUUGGAUUGAGGAGGUUUGGCCCUUUCAGCUGCCUUGGGCGAUCACCCGAUAAGUCUGUGCAAACUGCUUGGAAUAUAAGGGUGAAAAAUGGAUAAACCAAUCUCAUUUUGCUUCCUAAUGCAAAAAAUUACAAAUGAAUAACAUGAGAAGAAAUAGAGAUAAAAGAAUUUAAGGUAAGUUCUUGGUGAAGACAGGUUAGAGGAUUAUUGUUUGUAACUUCGGCAAGGAAGCUAAUUACUGAGCAAAUCUAUUACUCUGUCUCUGCAUAGCAAUACAUGAAAUUUUGAUUGUGCAUUUCUUUGUAUUUGUAAAUUAAGUUGCUUGUUCAUUUUUUUUUUUCAUUUUUGCCAAAAGUUUGCUCAAUGUGUACAAAAAAAUUACCUUUCUGGGAAAGUUUUUCUUUCCUGUAAGGAGCCUUUCACUGUAAAGAAGAAUGGGGAAAAUGCUUUUUUUAAAUGAAGAAAGAGAAAGAGAAGUGCUUGCUCAGGAGAAAUGGGAAAGAAACAUGAGAAAUUGUUUUGCUCACUUUAUCUUUAAGGGAAAAAAACUCUAAUGUUCUGGUACUUGGUUUGCAAAACAAUAAUUUUUGAUGUUAUAUUGCAAGGUUUACAUACAUAUACACAACAUAAAAAGAAAACAUGUAUGCAAUGGUAUUAACUUUUAAAGUUUUGUUCCAGUCUCACAAGAUACUUAAGCAGAUGCCUACGCAACCUGGAAUUCUUCACAUGCUUAGAAUUAGGCAGCUGCUUAGCUGUAUAGCCUUACCGAGUCUUUACUAUAUUCUGCGUUGUGUUAAGUCCUCCUUUAUUAUUUGGUUCUUCUUUAGUAUUUGCAUGUAUAUCUAUAUCUGUGCCCUGAAUCCAGAGAGAAUGGUAUACAUUUGUACAGUGCUUCUGCACAUGUAUGGAAAAGAAUAUGAUUUCCCACUUCCCUUCUGGCUACAUAUCCUCCCAUCAUAUCAAAUCCCAUCCCAUUAGGCUCCAUUGUUUCAUGAGCAUCUUGGGGUGGUGGGUGGGGUGAGGAGAAAGAGAGCCAUUGGGAAUGACAGAAAAUCGAAGGCUGCCACUGCAAACUACCACAAAUGACUCUUUGGAUCUUGGCCUAUGAGCCUGUCAGUAUAGAUAUAUAUGAGAUCACUAAUGAGUAGAAUAGGCUCUGUAUCAUAGAGAGACAUCGAUAAUUUCAUCAAAUAGUAUUUUGCAGUUUGUACAAUGAGGAUGUUUAGUAGCCAUAUUAAUGGCUUUUUUAAACAAAUAGAAUUUGUAUUUUUAUCAUAAAGAAAGCUUUAUGUAAUAAGCUUAUAUUUAGGGGCCAUUUACAAUGGAUGGUAGGAAAACAUUCAGAAAAUAUUUGCACCUUUUAAGAAAUCUUUGUUUUACUGAUUUUUAUGGAAAUUGAUUUGCAGAUUGCUAAAUGUAAUCUAACUGAUCAAAAUCAGUCCAAGAACAUCUAAAUUAAUAAAGCAAGAAAUUACAUUUUUAAUGAAAACAGUUUAGAGCUUUGGUUGAAAUUUGUAUUUCUAUGUAAUCUCAACUGUCUGAUUUAUUUUGCUUCAAAUAAAUGGUUUAACUAAA